Trichoderma citrinoviride is the source of this 567-nucleotide messenger RNA. RefSeq lists its product as hypothetical. Lineage: Eukaryota; Fungi; Ascomycota; Sordariomycetes; Hypocreales; Hypocreaceae. The transcript has a single exon. The record is from RefSeq and is a predicted model, not a curated record. The coding region runs from base 1 to 567 and encodes 188 amino acids.
AUGGACCCCGUCUUCAGCCGUUCCUUUGAGACCUGGGAGGCUGCGGUUGCGCAUGUCAAGGAGGUCGGGAAGGCCAACGGCUACGACCUCGUCAUACACUCCAAGCGACCCAGAGCCAACAAUUUCCACACAAUCAUCAUGCGCUGCGGCAAAGGCCGGCCCUACAUCUCGUGGGCAAAGGGAGACGUGCACGAGUCAAAGCGAAGGAAGACCACCACCCAAAAGACUGGCUGCCCCUACCGCAUCAAGGUCCGGCUGUGCGAGAACAAGGCUGGAGCCACAGCCGCGCCGGUCAAGGUGUGGUGCCCGGAACGCGUGGACAGCGACAACGCCGGCCAGCAUAACCAUCCACCGCUCGAGCCGGGAGCGACGCCUGGCUUGAGGAAGGACGGCCUCUCGAAGAAGACGGCCGAGAUCAUCUUUGCCUGGAAGUGCGGCAUCAAACCGCCGCAGAUCCUCAAGCAGUUGCAGAACGACCCUGACCCUGAUGUCAGGCUCAUCACGCGGUCUGACGUGUAUAACCUCCUUCGACGACAUCGUCGCGACGAGCAGGAGCUUGUCCCUUGA